AACAGUUCUACAGCUAACAGCAGCAGCAGCAGCAACAACAACAACAGUAGCAGUAACAACACUAACAAUAACAACUUGGGUAGUAACUGUAGCAGCAAUCUGAACACAGCGAGCUCGGCGACUGCGACUCACAGCUCUAACAGCAGCAGUGGAAACAUUACAAUUAACAAUAGUAGUACUCAGAAUAUCGGCGGUAGCGGGGGCAGCAGCGGUCACACAAUGGCUAUCAACAGUAGCUCCAGCGGUGAGGUUGUCGCACCUCCACCAUCGACAGGUUCGUCUCAGCCUACCACCGAGGUAGACACGGACUCCGACGUCACAAUUGAGACGGUAUCAACAAAUAACGGGCAUUCUAGCCCACGGGUAGACAAGAUAAUGAUGGCAGUUGCAGUGCCUGGUCGUUGUCGGCGGAUGGCAUCGCUCAAUGCGCAAGCCAUCCUUGCAGCGAGUCUUUGUCACGACGAAAAGCGCCCACCGAAAAAGAAGGAACCGCCCCCAGCGCCUUUAACGCCGACAACUUUCGCGCCAGAGGCGCCCGCUGCGGCGACUCCAGCCGUAUCGCCGCGAAUGACCCCAGCUCCCGGCGCCGCAAUGGGAACCCCUGGCACGGGGGGUGUCGUUAGUGGGCCAGCCGGUAGCGUGAUUAAAAUUGAGGACAUCGAAGAUGAAGAGAAGACGACCACGGUUGAAGAGGAGGAGAUCGUUCAGAUUGUGCAAACGACAAAGAUAAGAAGACGCAAGAUGAAGACGUCGAAAAGUCCGAGCGGAGGCCAGCCCAGCCCCCCGGCAACACCUCGUGCAGCAAUCAAGACGAAGCCGUUGAAGAAGAGCGAGGUAUUGGAUGGUGAUACCGAUGAUCUGCUUGAGUUGGCUGCGAUGACCGGAGUCGUUGGCAAAGAGGAACGCGAACAGGAUAUCAAAGUCGCCCAAGAUUCUUCGGCAACAGUCACCCAGGCACAGCAGGUUACAAGGACGUACACGUACACGGCUACAAGCACGGCAUCUGGAGGUCUCACCGGUGUUCCAAGCGGAGUUACUCCCACUGCCUUGCCAGCCAUCGUUCGACCGCCGUUGGUCAUUAGUCAGGCCCAAUCUCAACCCACAACGAUUCCGUUACAGAAUCAAGCGGCCUCAUUUAGCUAUGCGGCAACUGUAAAUGCGCAAAACAGCAAUCCUCAAGGAGGCCAAGCAGCUCAGAUGCAGGGCGGCACCAUGUACAUGACUAACAUGAACAUGGCCAAUGUUGCCGCUAGCAUGGGCAAUAUGGCUACAGUUGCGGCUAAUGUGACCAACAUUACAAAUCCUGGCAGCUAUGCGACCAUCGUCACAGCUCCACACUUCACAGUGCAACAACCCGUACAAGCAUCGAGCACCCCGUUUGGCAUACCAACAGCGUAUUAUCAGGUCCAGCCGCUGAUCCACAAGCCUAUUGCGUUCCACCCGAACGGGGCGUACGUGGCAGGUGGUCAGAGCACAGGCGGCGUCGGAACUGUCGGCGGAGCAAACUCGGCGGCUGCAGCUGGCCAGACGAGGACACCUGCUCGCAGCAUUGUUGUGCAGGUGCCCUCGACUAGGCAGCAACAACAGCAGCAGCAACAACAGCUAGCUCAUAACAAUAGCAGUGGCAAACCAUCGUCGACAAGUGGCAUACAGGUGGUGGUCAAUAAUACUAAUAGCGGUGCGGGCGGGCCGAGCGGAGCCGUUGGCGGGACCGCGGUCAACUGCGGGAACAGUGGCCUCCUGAACACCAGCAGCAACAAUAAAAACAAUAAUAGCAGCAAUUGCAAUAAUAAACCGCAGCAACAGUCACAACAGCAGACACAACAACGGCCGACCAGUAUCGCACAGCCAGCGACAGCAGGGCCUGCCGCAGCCGGUGCCGUUUCGGGGGGAAUUCCGGUUCAACAACAACAGCAACAACAGCAAAAGCAGCAGCAGCAGCAACAACAGACGGGAGGUGUCACCGUGUUAAGGAACCCGGGCGGGCGCGGUGGCGUCGCGAACGGAGGUUAUGGAAGUGGUGAUGUGAGUAGUGCGGCCGGAGGCGCCUUAGGGGUUCGUGUGUCGAUCGAAACAGCGGCGAUCGCUUGUCCGCUUGCGGCAGGGGCUGUGGGCGCAAUCGGUGGGGUAAACAGCGGGAAGCGUAAAAUGCAGGGUGGUCCUUCGGGAGCGGCUGCUUCGGGGCUCGGUUCUGCAGUAGCAAAGUGUGAGCGAGUCGAGAAGGGAGACAAUCAAGGCAGGGAAAAGAAAAGCGGACUUCUCACCGGGGGUAUCAAGGUUGACGCCCCCAUAAAAACCAACAGUCCUGGCAAGAGAAAGUAUCAUGGUUGGUCCACGCUGGGUGAACCCUUUCUUAAAAGGGUGUGUACAAGCAACGACCAGAUGCACAACGCGCUUGUGCGUGUGUGCUUCCCGUUGAUGCGACACUCAGAAGGUGACGAAGUACGGCCACGGGACUGUGUGUUACUGAAAAGCGGACCGCGUGUCAUUGACCUGCCAUUUGUCGCUAAAGUCGGAUCGUUGUGGCAGACAACCGAAGGCGACUUAAUGAUCAGCUUGCUUUGGUAUUACAGACCCGAACACACGGAGCAGGGACGUCGCUCCAACCAUAUGGAAGACGAGAUAUUUGCGUCUAAGCACUGCGACUUCAACUCCGUCGCCUGUAUCGAGGACAAGUGUUACGUGCUCACGUUUGCGGAGUACUGUCGCUACCGAGCGAAGGUUAAGCAGCUGGAAGAGGGUGUACGCUCCAGAGUAGCCGCGAUCGUGCCACCCCUGGCGCCGACGCCGCGUCAGGCAAGGCUCCCUGAUCCUGGAAGGGUGUCUGCCGAUCUGGUUUUCUUCUGUCGAAAAGUCUACGACUACCGGCAGAAGCGAAUACUGAAAAAUCCCACCGUGCAGAUUAUCGCUAAGGAUCCCAACGGCGUAGGAGGCGAGGGAAACGCAUAAUAAAGACACCAAUGAAAUGAAGGUUUAAACAGAGGAAUGCUAAAGUGAAAGAAUCAGGUUUAUCAAAUGAUACUAACGUGAGGGAACAGCAAGAACUGGUGUUGGGCUAGUAACCUUCGUAUAACUUACCACUAUUAUUAUUGUGAUUAUUAUCGGCCGCUUGCUGAUGUGUUAUUACAUGGCGAUGUGUCGCUAUUCCAAAGGGCUUAAAUACAGCAUUGAUUACUAUUGACGGUAGGUCUACGACACGAGGACGACGGUUCGCCGCCUUGGGUUGGUGCUGUGCCUAAACUGCCAGGGCACACGCAAGGCCGAUACCGGGACUAUGGACGAUAGUGGAUUAUGGAUGAAUAAUAAUAGAACUGCUACGACGAUUCUAUAUAUAUAGAAUAUCGUUCCGUGAAACACCUACUAUUUAUGGUAAUGUAGAGGUGAUAUGUCAGGAGGAAUACAAUUACCUUCGACUUGUAGAUAAAAACUAGGGUCUUUAACGGAUAUGCGGCAUAUCUCGUUCUGGCCGGCGGGACACUUAUCUUUCUCAUAAUGAAAGACAAACGGGGAAAAAGGUCAAGACUUUAAAAACAGAAGAAAAACGAAAAGAGAGAAGAAGAAAUCCAGACUAACUUGAUACACUACCUAAACAAAUGGAGCACGAGAGACGGCUGCCUUGCGCUUUGCGAUCGCUAUGCGCGCGUCUGAGCAUGCGCGGGAAUCGCGGUGCAUUUCCUGUAUAGAGUAACGUACCCGAAAUAGAGAGCAAAUUGUAGAAAAACGGUAAGAACGAGAAACAGAUCGAGCGAAAGAGAGAAAAGUAACUUAAUAUUACCUAAGGUAUAUAUAAAAAAUAAAGACAUUGGGGAAUGCAACAUAAGUAUGUAGCAGAAAGGAUCACGCACGCGCUCACACAGACACAUACAUAAAACAAACAGACAUAGCAUUAUUAGCACAUAACUAAUAGGUCAGACGUAUGUGUAAACCGAAUAUUUUCGGACGAAUUUCUCCAUUUGAUUCCAUCAAGACAACGACAGCUAGCAAGGUCGCUCUCGACAGCCCUGUAUUUUUUUCGACGCUUAGUGAAAACGUAACAUCAGAUGGUUGCCUACCAGAUGGCGUUCGCAAUGGCCAUAACAAAUUAGAUACGUACAUACAUAUGCGAUUGCUUUUAACCGGGUCGCACAUCAACGAACGAGUCGUCGUAUUUUGUGACGAAAUGAAAAAACUUUUUUGGCCUUAACUGGAAUGGUUAGCAGGACUGAUUGAGCUAAUUUUCCGUUACCUUCUAGUUAAUAGGUUUGCUUUUUUAAUUCGUUUCGGCAGAAUCAAACUGCGCAUACAUGGGUGUAUUAUGUACUCGAUAUUGUUCGCCGAUUGAUCAACGUCAGGGCUUAUUGAGUCACUCAUUAUUGACGCCUUCGUCCAUGAUUGUUUGUCUAUUUGUUGGAGUAUUUAUGUGGCCGGCUGCUGGCCACAUGCAUCGAGACUAAAUUACCGAGUACACGCAAACGUACAUAUAUCGCACAGUAUAGAUCAUAUGUUCUUUGAAAAGGUCUGCAUAGAAGACGAGCAUGCGGGGCUUGUGAGGACGGGGACGCAAUAGUACAGUGGUAGGUAAUAAGUUGUCCUUAAGCGAAAGCACCAUUAUGUAACACUGAUGGUGAUCUGUUCUAGAAAGCGCGUACGCUCGAGCAGAAGACACGCCUGUACAAGACCUUCCUGCUACUAAUCCGAUACCAAGAAGCUGGCAGUUACGCUGCUAUCUCUUCCGCUAACGGGGGAGAAAGAGGAAGAUGUAUGUAUAUUUAGGGCAGAUAGAAAACUAAGAAGAGGUAAUGUAAUUAAAAUAUUUAUCAUUAUUGUUUAGUAUUAGCAGAAUUACUAUAAUGUACGAGUGAUGUAUUUAUUGCUAAGCCACUAUCACGGCAACGGUAACGACUGAACUGAACAAUCACACGAGGCGUUCACGCGUUUAUUAGGCAACCGACUGUAGCAAAUGUCUCCGUCUGCAUCGCAUAACGCACACACAUAGUACCCGCAUAUAAAGGGAGGUAUUGAGGUUCUCGGCCGAGGAAGAUCUGGGGACAUUUCCGUUUCGUGUCAUAUUCUAUGUAGCCCGUGUGAAACUGUGCUCCCUAAUCGAAUGUAGAGGUUGGGCUCAGGUUUGGGCGGCAUCAGCAGACAGCACGAAAGAAACAAUGGCAAAAUUCCAACGAAGACGUAACGGCCAAUAGCCUUUAAAGCAGCUAAACGCAGCGUACGCACUGAAACGCGCAAACCUCAACGAUGAAGUACUAACGUGUACGUAUAAUAAUGUGAGCUGUCAAUCAAUAGUAAAUUGAUUGCAUUUUCAAAUCGUCGAACCGCGGUGCUUUUUCAAGGGUUACGAUAAACCGAGCGACAAGGCGCGCUCCUCUACAUCUGGCGUAGGGUACACAGGAAACAUGCAGUGCGGAUAGGGUGCACCAGAACUAACAGCAGAGCCCAUUGUGAUACGUCACCGUAAUAAGACUGUUUUCCCUUUGUCAAAUUAAGCUUCGAUUUGUGACCAACAGGCUGGAGACUGGACAAGAAGUCAUUAAGAAAAAACGAGAAACAUAUAGAAUAACCGUAGUAAAGUAUACAAAAUUACGCCAAUAAAAGCCCGUGCAGACAUCUUCCACGAAAAAGUACUUGUUUACACAGUAAACAAUUAACGAGACAUUAUUGCCUUGCUCACGAAGGACACCAAGUCUGUUAAUAUCAUUAUCGCUGUAACCCUUAUAAUUAUGUCGUGUAAUUAUUACCCUAUGAAAAAAUAUUAGCAAACAAAAACAGUGGGACAGGGUGGAUAUGUGCGUGUCUGCGAAAGCACGUAAAUGAAAAUAGACUCGAGUACCUAUGGAAUGAAUUGUCUGUGCGAGCCUUUCGCUCUACUGUUAUUCAUCGGCAAAUCCGAGAGGGACGUUAGAAAAAGCACGACCUAACACUUGACGACAAAGCAACAAAGACAAAUCAAAAGCUAAACAGACGUUUUUAGGAUUUAUAUAGAGGAAGUGGACUGGAAACUGCGUGGACAGAAAGCAAUUUCUCUGUCGACUAUACAGUGAUGAUCAUUGAUGUAACAUACUAUGGUAUAUAUAACGAAAAGGUAUUCAAUGACAUCAGUAUGAAGCUCCUGCGAAGAACUGGUGCGGUAAGUUGGCUAUUCGUCGAACAGAUGAUAUCGAUGCACAGAGAUUUAAUAUAUGGUGUAGGUGAAGAGAGAUGGUACGGAGAAAACAAUGAAUACGUAGCAAAGCACAAAAACGUAGGCCUUGGAAGCAAUACGGUAAGCGUUCGGCUGAACGGGCUAUUGUUAGCGUACGCGAUAUAGUACUGGGAGACAAAUGGACGCCAAAAACCAUAAUCAUGACAAGCGUGCAGAGGUAAGCGAAAACGAAGAGACAUUCCCGGACGAUCACGGGCAGAUAGAUAAUAACUGUAACAUAGUUUGGUUAUGGGCUCGCAACGUGGCCAACGCUACAUUGUGACCAAAAUCCCUCGAGAAAUUGACAACGAGGAAAACGAGAAAUGAUUGAAAAUGUGUAUUGCACCUCCACAGUCUGACUGAAGCCUCCGCGUGUGCAUCAUACAUAGAGGGUAAAUGUAGACACGUAUUGAUAGAUUAAUCUAUAUAUAAAAACCGAGGAAGACAAAAAAUCUAGGUUGAUAAAAAGAAAAAUCCAUGUACAUAAAUGUAAUUGUAAAUAUAUUUAAUAUAAGAAAAAAUAUAGACUGUAAUUUGAUCAAAACGCUAGCGAAUUGUUUCUAGGUACAUAUGGAAAAAAAAUAUCGAAGCACCAAUGUUAUGCGUACUGCACCCUAGUUUCAGCCUUAGUAAGUGAAUCCGUCGUUCAGAUAUAGUGUAUAUAGUCUCUGUUAUUCGAACGUGCUCUUUUCUGUCACAUGUAAAAUUCGCGGAACUCACUCGGUGAGGCGUUCACCUGAUGCUGUCGCGGAUUCAGAUGCCGCGUCAGCACCUACCUACAUC
This is a messenger RNA of Varroa destructor (honeybee mite), 6955 nucleotides long. RefSeq names its product Histone gene-specific Epigenetic Repressor in late S phase (gene Hers). The record is from RefSeq and is a predicted model, not a curated record. NCBI's taxonomy places the organism in Eukaryota, Metazoa, Arthropoda, Arachnida, Mesostigmata, Varroidae. Gene Ontology annotation, molecular function: transcription cis-regulatory region binding; chromatin binding. Gene Ontology annotation, cellular component: chromatin silencing complex. Gene Ontology annotation, biological process: negative regulation of DNA-templated transcription; heterochromatin formation.